Messenger RNA from Galleria mellonella (greater wax moth), 1411 nucleotides. RefSeq lists its product as uncharacterized. Bases 905 to 1366 code for a protein of 153 amino acids. NCBI's taxonomy places the organism in Eukaryota, Metazoa, Arthropoda, Insecta, Lepidoptera, Pyralidae. The transcript is spliced from 2 exons. The record is from RefSeq and is a predicted model, not a curated record.
GUACAGUAUUUUAUUUGAGACCAAACCAUAAAAAUACAUAUAUAGCAAAUGUACCUAAGUCUGUUAAGUUAUUCAACACUCAACAUGAGUCCUCCUUUCAUUUAUCGUCCAUAUAAGGAAGUAAAGUGUAUGUAAGGAAGAACUUAAGAAGCAACUUUGUUUUAAGCGCGUCCUGUAACCGCCAUAAAUCAGCCGUUCAGAAUUUACGACGGCCCUCCGCAAAUCGGUUUAUAUUUUCGAUAAAUAAAAUUGGCGCGGGUUUUGCGAGGUAAGCAGAGGCCGUUAGGAGCGCGUCGCCGCCCGGUGCCACCAGCUGCCGCGUGCACAUAAACCCGACUACCCUCGCGUUUUCUUGCUGACAAUUUUUUCCUGCUCCGGUCAUUACGCAGCUGGGCCCCGAGACAAAACGGCGAAUCGUUUAAGCCCUCUCCGGAGACCGUCCAAUUUUAUUGUGUGUACCUAGUCGAAAUUGAUAUGCCGCGCGAGCAGUGAGCGCCAGCUCGCAUGCUCGCACUGUGACGGACGGUGGCGGACGCAACUUCUGCGCCCACCCAUUUGCUGCCUCGCAACUUUUGGGUAGUAAAGCUCACAAAAUGAUCGUUGCUCCUUUGAUGUCACGUUAUUACAUAGCGUCAGAUUUUAUCUGUCCCGAGUAUAUUACUUGCAUGAUGAUAUUAAAUAUCAAGUUUACGAUAUAUAUAGCGUUUGUUUUGUUUGGUUAUUAAUUUUAAAACUUAGGUUUCUAAUAAAACAAGAAAUCUUGUUCUUAGUGAAUAAUACAGACUCUUUGAUAAUUGUUUCUAUUUUUUACGCUUUCGAUUAUUACUCGUAUAUUCUGUCUGCUAUUUGACAUUUUAAGAAAAAUGUUAUUUCAAAAUCAUAUGCUAUUUAUUUUCAAAAAGUAAUGUCUGCCAAUCGGAAUGAAUGUGAUAUAACGGUGGUGGUGGGCACCUUAAUAGUUUUUGCUUUGCCCUUAACCCUUUUAAUACCGGGAUUUUCUGUAUGGGAUGUGGUGCCGAAGGUGCACAUCAUCCGUUUUCACCUGUUUAGUCAGUACCUGACAUGGGCACAGCUCAAUGCCGCAGUUGUUUCCAUCCUUGCAAUCCUUUUCUGCUUAUAUCUUGAGAUUCGGAAGCGAAAACUGGAUGAUAUGGUAGAGAAAGUAUUGACAGUGAGUCAAGCGACAGAUACGACGGUGGAAGAGGAACGAGGGCGUCAAGCAGCUGCCAUGAGGGUCUGCGUCGAACUGCUGGAUACCUCUACUGAACACUAUGAAAACCUAAUGCUACUCCACGAUGAGUUACAUAAGAGAGAACCAAACAAGCAACUACCGCCAGCAAUUGAACCUAGCUCUUCAAUUAUGUGAAACUGAUUCAUUGUAUUGCAGAUAAAUAGAGUAAUAAAGAAUACA